AUGAGCGCCUUUCUUACCAACGAGCCCGCGUACAAUCGCUACCUAGAAGGCGGCCUGAACCUUCCUACCUAUAACACGGACCAAAAUGGCAACAUUGUCCUUAUAGCUGGCGAAGUCUUUUGCCGCGUUGAUAGCUAUACUAGUAAGGACGCCAAAUUCUCGACUUCCGGUAACCUACGAAACUAUCUAAAGACGCACCCCACUAUCUCUCUCCCUCCUACUAGUCGCGCUAGCCGCUACACCAACUCUCCUCAAUAG
Penicillium arizonense is the source of this 258-nucleotide messenger RNA. RefSeq lists its product as uncharacterized. The record is from RefSeq and is a predicted model, not a curated record. Lineage: Eukaryota; Fungi; Ascomycota; Eurotiomycetes; Eurotiales; Aspergillaceae. The transcript has 3 exons. The coding region runs from base 1 to 258 and encodes 85 amino acids.